AUCGUUUCUACAGUGUAAUUUCUGAACAUUUUUAUGGUGUCAGUAAACGACAUAUCGUGAUGGUGAGCGAGAAGUAUUUCCAGCAAUUGUUCAGAUAAUUUCGAAAGAAACCUUCCAAAUGCACUUGGGAGAACCCUAAUUUGGAAUCUCCUGUCACGAACUACUCGCCACUGCCACCUCGUACAGCGGUCGAGAACGAGAAGGCUGCCCCACGGCUGCUUUCUACCACCUUGGAACUGCACCAUAAACUCACAGAAAGGCGGGAGGACAGCGACCACACUGACGUGGAAUUGGAAAGGAGUGUUCGGCCAAAUGCAGCAGUUUCUGAGUUUGGGUGAUUCGUUGGCAGAAUUGAAGUUGCUGAUGGAGAGUUUUCACACUCAACCCACAAAAGGCUUACAAUCUUCACCUUCUCUGCCUUUCUUUCCUGGAAACCCUAGAAAAAGAGGAUUCCCUUCUAAGGUACUUUUGAGAAUCUUUACAGUUCAUUCUGGUUCCACUGGAAAUUCGAAUGGUGAAAACCAAAGCCAAAGAAUUAAUAAUGCUGGUAUGAGACUAGAGGAGACUGUAGAGGCCAAGUUAGGAAAGUUGAGGCUUGAUUCUUGGAUCUCUUCUCGCAUUUCUGGCAUCAGUAGAGCUCGCAUCCAGUCAAGUAUUAAAUCAAGGCUGGUUUCUGUCAAUGGCAGAGUUGUCGAUAAGGUUUCACACAAUGUCAAGGCUGGGGACAAGGUCUCCUGCACAAUUUCAGAGUUGCAACCCUUGAGGGCUGAACCUGAGGACAUACCUUUGGAAAUAGUCUAUGAAGAUGAGCAUUUACUAGUUGUCAAUAAGCCUCCGCACAUGGUUGUUCAUCCAGCACCUGGGAAUCCUAGUGGCACACUUGUAAAUGGCAUACUUCAUCAUUGCAGUCUUCCAACAGUUGCAACUUCAAGCUUGGAAGUUCUUUCAGACAUGGAAGAUAUUUCUGAUGAUGAAGGGUCACAUUCUACCCUAUGUGGUGCAUCUGUUCGCCCAGGUAUAGUUCACAGGUUGGACAAAGGCACUAGUGGAUUGCUUGUAGUUGCUAAGGAUGAACAUGCUCAUGCCCAUUUGUCCGAACAAUUCCAGCAACACACUAUCCAGAGGAUAUACAUUAGUCUUACUUCUGGUGUGCCCUCUGCAUCAAUGGGACGUAUUGACAUCCCUAUUGGUCGUGAUGUUAAUAACAGAAUUCGUAUGACUGCUAUACCUGGACCAAUUAAGCAGGGACAGGCACGUCAUGCUGCUAGUAGGUAUAAAGUAAUUGAAAUACUUGCUGGUGGCGGUUCAGCAUUGGUUGAGUGGAGGUUAGAAACUGGACGUACUCAUCAGAUUCGUGCACAUGCGAAGUAUAUUGGAAUUCCUCUAUUAGGUGAUGAAGUUUAUGGAGGCACCAAAAGUUUGGCUUUGUCACGGCUUCGACCCAGAAUUCCCCCUAGCUGUCUCAGUCAACUUUCAUUAUUGCUGUCAGGAUUAGAGAGGCCUUGUCUACAUGCUUUGGCUCUAGGAAUAGUUUUCUCUGCCCUUUAUUUUGUAGGUUCACGCAUCCACACACAGGGGAAGAAAUACACUUUUCUCGUCCACCUCCUCCAGAUUUUGCUGGGAUCUUGAGCCAGCUUCGAGAAAUGGGCAUGGAAAAGGUGUUCCCUCUAAAAUACUAUUCUCUGAUCAAGCAUUAGUUUUUAUAUGUAUAGUUGCUGUUUAUCUGUGUUCAUGACAUUUGCAGUUCUCCAAAUUCAUCUUAAAACCUGGGUGGCAAUUUAUGCAGGUUUAAUCAGUUUGAAGUUUGCCUGAUGGGCAGCCCAAUUAAGAUAAUUAUAAACUGUUCAAUUUUUUUUCUGAAACACUGGCCUGUGAGAACUCAGUUCUUUAUGCUAGAUCGCAAUUGGAAGACAGUAUACAAACAUUGAAAAAUACAGAGCAAGUGGGUAACUGUUGCUGGGGUGCAAGAUUCUGGCAUGUUAUGGAAGGCAAUUCCAAUUUCCACUUUGAUCUUUGUUGUCAGUAAUUGCAUUUCUCUUCAUCAACCAUAGAAGACUUAAAGUCUCUUUGUAACCUUGGUAUGUUGGAGUCACAUGGCGCUUUUUAACCAAAAAGGUCUGCAAGCUUGACUGUCUGAGAGAGAGAGAUUACCCAUUUUUAUACGUGUCUGUUGAUGAAAUUAGUUGGUCAUUGGGAAAAAAAGUAGAUCAAGUAUAAAAAAUGUUAUCAGAAAGAUUUUGAUUUAAUAUAUAUCAUUUUUGUUUA
This is a messenger RNA of Hevea brasiliensis (rubber tree), 2265 nucleotides long. Its product is annotated as RNA pseudouridine synthase 2, chloroplastic. The record is from RefSeq and is a predicted model, not a curated record. Gene Ontology annotation, biological process: pseudouridine synthesis. Bases 313 to 1629 code for a protein of 438 amino acids. The transcript is spliced from 9 exons. Gene Ontology annotation, molecular function: pseudouridine synthase activity; RNA binding. NCBI's taxonomy places the organism in Eukaryota, Viridiplantae, Streptophyta, Magnoliopsida, Malpighiales, Euphorbiaceae.